Molecule: messenger RNA, 414 nt
Organism: Prosopis cineraria
Lineage: Eukaryota; Viridiplantae; Streptophyta; Magnoliopsida; Fabales; Fabaceae
Exons: 2
Coding region: 70-414 (114 amino acids)
Biological process (GO): protein acetylation
Molecular function (GO): N-acetyltransferase activity
Source: RefSeq, a predicted model, not a curated record
UUAUUUUUUCAAAAGUAAACGGUUUUCGGGAAUGCUCGCCAAAAGCUUAGCUGACCCUUGUUUUCGGCCAUGGCCAUGGCUAUGGAGCUUGAGAGCGGCUUGAAUCGCACUCAGGAGAGAAGCAAGGAGAGAGUGAGCUUAGAAGGAGAGAAAGUGAUAUUGGUGCCAUACACGGAAGCUCACGUGCCGAAGUAUCACCAGUGGAUGCAAGACCCGUCACUUCUUGAAGCUACAGGGUCUGAGCCCCUUACCCUCGAUCAGGAAUACCAGAUGCAGCUUUCAUGGUCACAAGACCCCGACAAGCAAACCUUCAUUGUGUUGGAUAAGGACUUGGUUGUUGGAGAGUUUACACAUGGAGAACCCCAUGUUGAAGGUACCUUAAUUUUCACCCAUCAUAAUUUUGAAUUCUUUUAG